UGGCUCUGGGAUGGAUUUGCCGCGGCCCAGCUGAGACUCCGGGCCAGCCACCAUCUUAGAGGAGAGGAGCGGGCCGCGCAGCGGGACGGAGGGGUCUUGGGGCCGGGCCCUGCCGCACACAGGUACCGGUGAGACCCGAGCAAGGGUUUCCGGCCCGGAACCCAACGGGGAACCGAUGCCCGGUGUCCGGGGCGCCCCGACUAAACCCUGGCUCGGGGUGUCAGUGGGGGAAGGGACCAGCCUCUUCGCCUUCUCGCCCCCCCGUCCAUGAGUGAGGGUGGGGGCGGUGCCCAGCCUGCCUAGGUCGUCUUCCCCUGACCAGCCUCCCUCUCCGUGGGGGGAGACUCGCCGCCUUCCCCCACUGUCACCUGCGUGUGAGGGGGGAAGCCGUUCCUUCUGCCCCCGGGAUCCACUGGGUGGGGGCUUAGCUUCCCCUGCACAUCCACUUUUCGGGGGGGGGGGGGCUGUCUCCUCUCCCUCACCACCAGAGUACGGGGUGGGGAAUGGGGGCCUGUCUCUCUCUCCCCCACACCCUCAGAGUGGGGGGUGUGCGCGCGCGGAGGAAGGGAGGCUAUCUCCCGUGCCCCCAUCCCCAGAGUGGGUGGGGAGGGGGCGGAGGGCUGUCUCAUUCUCUCCCACCUGAUCCCCAGAGUUGGGUGGGUGUCUGCCGAGGAAGGGGGUUGCUCCUGUCCCUCUUCCCCAUUCCCGGAGUGGAGGAAUGGCGCCGGGGAAGGGGAACUGUUGUCUUUCUCUCCCCACAGCAAUGUGUGUGUUGGGGGGGAAGGGUCUCUUCCUUUGCCACCCAACUGUGGAGUGGGAAGUUUUUUGGGGGGGGGGGGGGGAAGGUCUCCUGUUUCUCUCCCCCCAUCCCUAGAGUGAGUGGGUGGAGGGGGAAGGAAACAGAACUGAACCCCUACCCUGGAAGCAUCUCUCUAGAAGUGCAGCAUUGUGCCUGUUCCCGAAUGUGUAAGGCUACCACAGUUAUGAGGGUGAGGAGUACUUCUGGACACUGUGCUGGACUUGAUCUCACCACUGCUGUGUAGUUGUCUACCCCGCUGCAAGCUGAUUUCUUUUGAUCUUCUAUUAAGAAGGAUUGGACAGAUACUGGGAACCCGCUCUACUAUUAUUUAUAUACAGAACAUUUUGAUGUCAUGGAGGUACUGUUUUCAAAAGGCCUGCACGUAACUGGCUGAAAAAAAAUGGUUCCACAAGAUGACAAUCUCAGCCCUAAUAUGGUCUAAAUGGAGACAGCUUUCAUCUUGACAAUGGCAGCUUGAAGUCUAUUAAAGUCCAAGCAUUUAUUUUGUUUUUAAAAAUUACUGUGCAGCCUGAAACACAGAAAACAAGAAACUGGCCAUAUAGGGGAAGUGGAGAUGAUAAAUACACACAUUGCUGUCAAAUGCACAAGAAAACUGAAAAGUAGGUUACAAAUGGUGUGGGUUUUUAUCAUGAACCGAAUGAGCUCCCAAAGCAGUUCCUCCACUCAGCGUAAGCGAAUGGCUCUUGGAAUUGUCAUUCUUCUACUUGUUGAUGUGAUAUGGGUUGCCUCCUCAGAACUCACUUCAUAUGUUUUUUCGAAGUACGAGAAACCUUUUUUCAGUACCUUUGCAAAAACGUCCAUGUUUGUUCUAUACCUCUUGGGAUUUAUUGUUUGGAAACCAUGGAGGCAACAGUGUACACGUGGGUUUCGUGGAAGGCACGCAGCUUUUUUUGCAGAUGCUGAAGGUUAUUUUGCUGCUUGUACAACAGAUAACACUGUAAACAGUUCUUUGAGUGAACCUUUGUAUGUUCCUGUAAAGUUUCAUGACUUACCAAGUGAAAAGAAUGGCAGUGCUAACAGUGAUACUGAAAAAACUCCCAAAAAGCCUCGUGUAAGGUUCAGUAAUGUUAUGGAGAUUCGACAACUCCCAUCAAGCCAUGCAUUGGAAGCAAAGUUGUCUCGCAUGUCAUAUCCAACUGUUAAGGAGCAGGAAUCAAUAUUAAAAACUGUAGGGAAACUCACUGCAACUCAAGUAGCAAAAAUCAGCUUUUUCUUUUGCUUUGUGUGGUUUUUGGCAAACUUCUCUUAUCAAGAAGCACUCUUAAAUGCACAAGUUGCCAUAGUUAAUAUCCUAUCUUCAACCUCUGGACUUUUUACCUUAAUCUUAGCUGCAGUGUUUCCAAGUAACAGUGGAGACCGGUUUACCCUUUCCAAACUGUUAGCUGUUGUUUUAAGCAUUGGCGGUGUAGUUCUUGUUAAUCUCUCUGGGUCUGAGAAAUCUCCAGGAAGAGGUACAAUAGGUUCCCUGUGGUCUCUUGUAGGAGCAGUGCUGUAUGCUGUCUAUAUAGUUAUGAUAAAAAGAAAAGUAGACAGAGAAGAUAAGCUUGAUAUACCAAUGUUCUUUGGUUUUGUAGGCCUCUUUAAUCUGCUGCUGCUUUGGCCAGGUUUCUUCCUACUUCAUUAUACUGGAUUCGAGGCCUUUGAAUUUCCCAAUAAAUUGGUAUUGAUGUGCAUUGUCAUUAAUGGCCUUAUUGGAACAGUUCUGUCAGAAUUCCUCUGGCUGUGGGGCUGCUUUCUUACCUCAUCACUGAUAGGCACACUUGCGCUAAGCCUUACAAUACCUCUGUCCAUAAUAGCUGACAUGUGCAUGCAGAAGGUGCAGUUUUCCUGGUUAUUUUUUGCAGGGGCAAUCCAUGUAUUUUUCUCAUUUUUCAUUGCAACUUGCUUAUGCCAUUACAACAACUGGGAUCCAGUGAUGGUAGGAAUCAGAAGAAUGUUUGCCUUUAUCUGCAGAAAGCAUCGAAUUCAGAGAAUGCCAGAGGAAAGUGAGCAGUGUGAAAGCCUCAUCCCUAUGCAUAGUGUUUCUCAAGAAGGAGAAAGCUGCUGUUCAUAGGCAAUAGUUUAAAGAUGGAUUCAUACUCAGCAAAGAGACAAUCUCCUGGAAAGUCCAUAAGGAACCGUAUUUCAGUGCCUAUUCUACAUUUGGAAAAAAAGUUUCAGUUCUUUUGAAACUCCUAAACUUUUAUUUUCCCAUAAUUGCCUGUCUUCAUCUAGUUCUAUCAACGAACAACUUCAAUAUGUGCAUAUCACUACAACUAUAGGAAAUCCCAGUCCAUCUAAACUACCAACCUGCCUUAUAGAACUCAACUUGAAAUUACUUGACAUAAUCAAGAAAGCAAAUGCUGGUCUGGUGAUUUAUUUUUGUUUUUGUUUUCACAUUUUUGUUAAAUGCUGGACAACAAGUUGUUCAAAAAUUACUUUAAAAAAUGAAUACGUUAAUAAGUCUGCAGGUUGUCAUUUCUUACAGGCUUUCAGAUAAAAAAGCUAAAUAUGUAGGUUACUUGUAAUAGGUACGGAUUAACAUUUUUGUUCUAUAAAGUCUAUUUGCAUAUUAACACAUAAAAUUAGAAAAAUAUCUUAAUUUAUUAAAUAAGUACAUUUUUGCAACUAUCAGAGCAAGACGUAUGCAAGUUUCUGGAACACUACGUAUAUUGCUUUAUCCCAUUUUAAAAAACCUUGUAAUAGGAAAGGGUGCUUUGUGUUUAAAAAUCUGUUAUGACCUAACAAUCUGAAACUUUUAAAGAAGUGUGUAUAAAAAGGUUAUGUAUUUUUAAAUUUGGCUGGACAAGCACUUGAUGUAAACGUUCAUAAUUCAGAAUCAGUCUCUUUUUGAGAACUUAAUAGUCAAAAUUAUUUAAUAUGUAAAAUUGUAAAUAAUUCCAAGAUGCCAUGUGUGCAGCUGCUUAUUUGAGGGGGGAAAACAUCAAGUAGAAUUCUAAAUUUUGUAGUUAUUAUCUUGUCUCAACUGAAAUCUUCCAAGCAAUUAUAAAGCUAGAGAUAAUCAAGUUGACUUCGUUUUCCUAAUGAAAUUAUUGUGUAAUGGCUAACUUUCACUGUGACCUGAGUUUUCUUCCCUACUGCAAUGCUGCUGUUCUGUUUGAUGCUGCAAGGUAAUGAAUUAAUAAAUAUAUUCACAAGAAUCCUGCCAAUAGUCAUUGCCCUCUUCAAAAAGUAAAAUUUGGUAACUUUGGCCCAGGGGUAUUAUUUACUAAUUCAUUGUCUUUUAGUGAAUUGUAAUGCUUAUAAAGAGUACAGAUGGACUUUCAGUCAAGGUGACUAAAUCCUCCAGAUACCUACAAAACCUACAGUAACAUUGCAAGCUUUCUCCUGCUGCUCUGCAAUUUGUCUCAACCCUGUUCUGGAGGAACUGAUGUUUUUCUAGGGAUAAAUGUCCAUUCAGUCUUUGAUCUCUAUAUUACUCCCACCAAUAAGGAUACUAAUUGUGGAAAUGGUGGUGGUGAUUUGGUGAUGUAAAGAAAAAACUAGUCUAACUAGACUGUAUUAAGACCACAGACUUGGAUAAAUGUUUAGAAGGAUUAGAUUUUAAUUUAUUCAAUCCCCCAAUCAGUAGAUGUAGGGAGAAGUCCAUUGUUAAUUGAAAUUUAUAGAGGGUAAGUUAAAACAUAGGCUAUUGCACUUGCAGGCAAAUAUUUAUUUCUUUGUUCAUUUUUAUCAAAUACAAAUAUUUUUCUGAAUUUUAUAUCAACGAUUGGUCACUAAACUAUGAACAAAAUUUAUCUGAGGCCAACCUUUUUCAAAGUAGGGCCAUGAAGAUAGGACCUGAGGUUGGGAUUUUCAAAAGAUUUAUAAGCACAGUCCCAUUUGAAGUCACUUAGAUACUUUCAAAAAUCCCAUUUUUUUUUUUUUUUGGUCCCAAGUCCAUAUUUAGUCACCUGUCCUUUAUACUCCUAUUUUUGAACGCUUAAGCCAGAGUUCCUGAUCUCUUGCAGAAAUGGAGGUCAAUAAAAAUUGGAAAGAAAUACUGAUGAUGUACAUCAAACUGAAUGAAAAAUAACGUUCAGUUCUACCAAACUGCAUUAGUUUUAAACAGUCUUAACUAAAAGUGAAUGUCUCUGUCUGUCGAUUACUUCAGCCGUCAACUACCCAUGAGAAGACAGGAACUUUAAAUGCCGCAGUUGAACUAUUUUUAUAUCUGAUCAUGGGUAGAAUUUUUUGGCUGUUUGGCAAGAAGAGAAUUCUCCUGAUAAGGUUAAAAAUGGUUUUUAGGGAGCAAGGUAACUCCGGAGAAUUUAAGCGGAAUCCUUACUAAGAAAAGCCAUUAAUUAAGGCAUAGUGGCAAUGGAAUGCAAAUAGUUGUUCCCUUAAAUAAUGAUUACAUCUUCAGUUAAUAUUUGGCUUCUGUCAAGUUUGCCUAAUUAAUGCUCAACACUAAAUCAUGUUCUCUAUAGUAGCGAGAAGGGUAAGGAUUGUGGCAUCUGCAGAGAUAAGCUUAGCAAAGCUAAUUUUGCUUUCCAACAGGCGUAUUGCCCUGUUUUCAGAAGAAAACUAAGGUUCACUUUUGAAAUCGAUUGCCCAUGACCCAUAGUUGUUGUUGUACUGGGCUGUAACAUAUAACUGUGGACCAGAAUCCUUAUUUAACAUUACAAAACAUGACAAAGAUGUGUAAUCUAUCAUCAAAUCCUUGGUUAGUUUAUAGAGUUUUACAUAGCAGUUUUAAAUUGUGUAGAGAAAUACAUUGUGCUGGAAAAAAUGAACAUUAAUACAUAGAACAUCUUAUCUCUAUGCCUCCGAAGGACAUUCAAAUAACUAUAUGUUUAAACAAUUCAGAUGCUGGGACCUCCUCACUAAUUUUAAAAAAAAAUAUAUAUAUAUAUUUAUAUUUAUAUAUAUAUAAAUAAAUAUUUUGAGAAAUCA
Messenger RNA from Chelonia mydas (Green sea turtle), 5695 nucleotides. It is a transcript of the gene SLC35F5, whose product is annotated as solute carrier family 35 member F5. Gene Ontology annotation, biological process: regulation of peptide transport. The transcript has 19 exons. NCBI's taxonomy places the organism in Eukaryota, Metazoa, Chordata, Testudines, Cheloniidae. The record is from RefSeq and is a predicted model, not a curated record. Bases 1374 to 2873 code for a protein of 499 amino acids.